ACCGCCUCAGCUGCCUAUAUAUGCUCAGCGACGAAUGACACACAGUCACAGCUUCCAACAUCUCACCGACUGCACAGCAGGCUCAGCCAUGAAGGUCCUCGUCGUGCUCGUCCUCGCCGUUUUCAGCGGUUGCAAUGCCCAGUUCGUGAGGCAGCGGCAGCCCAAACACCAGGUCGACAUGGUGAAGGAUGCUUUCUGGGACUAUGUCUCCAAGGCAACCUUGACCGCCGAGGACUCCCUGAAGCAGAUCCAACAGUCUGAGCUGGGAAAGGAAGUGAACAGCCUCAUCUCCGAGAGCACCAGCGCCGUCAACGUGUUCACCGACGCCCUGCGCACUCAGGUGACCCCUCUGACCCAGGACCUCAUGUCCAAAUUUACCCAGGAGGCUGAGCUGCUGAAGGCUCGUCUGGAGAAGGACCUGACCGCUGUGAGCGCCGGCCUGCAGCCCUACGCCGAGGAGCUGGUGGCAGACCUCCAGAGGCAGGCAGAGGGGCUGAAGAACGACGCCACCCCCUACGCCGAGGCCAUGGACCCAGAGGCCCUGAGGGCCGUCGUGCUGCAGAAGAGCCAGGAGCUGAAGGAGCAGCUGGACAAGAGCGUGGACGGGCUGCAGGCCCGGAUGGUUCCCUUCACCGAGGAGAUGAGGCAGAAGAUGGAGCAGAGUCUGGAGAAGUUCCAGAGCAGCGUGAUCCCCAUGGCCCAGAGCUUCCAGAGCCAGCUGACCCAGAAGACCCAGGAGAUCCAGCGGAACCUGGCCCCAUACGGAGAGGAGCUGCAGACCAAGCUGGACGCCGACACUCAGAACCUGAAGAAGCAGCUGGCCGCUCUCUGGAAGAUCUUCACCAAGCUGACCCAGUGAAAAGACAAACAUCUUUGAUGUCUGCACAAUCAGGGACAAAGAAAAAGUGCAAUACCUCAUUUUUCAUGUUUUUUCGUGUUUCUCUCUUAAAAAGUGUCCAUAUUUCGUCUUGACUGUUUACAACCAUUCGGUGUUUUCUGUAAAAGAACAAUAAACAGGGUGAAUGUA
Messenger RNA from Scophthalmus maximus (turbot), 1027 nucleotides. RefSeq names its product apolipoprotein A-IV a (gene apoa4a). The coding region runs from base 35 to 859 and encodes 274 amino acids. Gene Ontology annotation, biological process: lipoprotein metabolic process; very-low-density lipoprotein particle remodeling; triglyceride homeostasis. The record is from RefSeq and is a predicted model, not a curated record. Gene Ontology annotation, molecular function: cholesterol binding; phospholipid binding; phosphatidylcholine-sterol O-acyltransferase activator activity. Gene Ontology annotation, cellular component: high-density lipoprotein particle; blood microparticle; chylomicron. NCBI's taxonomy places the organism in Eukaryota, Metazoa, Chordata, Actinopteri, Pleuronectiformes, Scophthalmidae. The transcript is spliced from 4 exons.